CUUUCGCCUUAUCUGCUUAAUCCUGAUGCCCCAGCUGCCAGUGUCUGCGAUAUGUGUCUGCUGAGGAACUUUGCAACACUUCCUGCCUUUCCAGAGUGCCUCAUCUCUCUGCCCAGCUCUCCCCAGAUGGACACCUGCUGCUCAGCGUCAAAGAAAGAGACAGCGUGGUGUGGGCCAGGACUGUAAUGGAUGUUUUAGGACCAGAUAUCCAUGCGAAUAAUAUUGGGAAGAUCCAUUUGGUCCAGUUUGACUCUGAAGGAGUGUUUGGCUGGAUUCCGACACAAAAAGAGAUUAUUAAUCAGCUUCUCUCAGAACCAAUUGAACUCCUAAAUACAAGACCCCGGAAGAGGAGAGACACAGAUGAAGAAGAUGAUGAUUAUGACUUAGCUGUCCUUCCUCGUAUCCCAAACCCUGUCGCCUGUCUGUCCUCUGGUGACAUGCUCAUUUUCCAUCUCACCAUCAACCACACGGAUCGCCAUCUCAGCCACUUUCCAGUGUAUCAGAAAGACCAUCUGUUUAACAGUAACCCCAGCUGGGACUUUGGUGCCUUCAGACGUCUGCAGAUACUCAUGAAGCAGACAAACUUCAACUCCACAAGAUUUGCCCAUGUGUUUUCAGAAACAGGGAAGUAUGUGUUUGUGGACAAUGCUGUUCCAGAGUGGAGUAUGGUGGUCGUUGUGAGUGAGGAGGGGACAGAGUGUGACCCUCGGGCCGCUGUCUUUCAGCCCAUGACCCCAGCACAGCUGGUCAAGUAUGGGAUUGUCAAGCAGCACCGACUCAACCUUCUACCAGAUUGGGGACUAAUUGCAGGGAUCCUGAGUGUGCUGCUGGUGGUAGUUGUGGUUGUGACCACCACAGUGCUGGUUCUACGGCCCGGCAAAGCAAAGCUUGUGUCCCAGUGGAGGACAAAGCCCAAGUGGCGCAACCUUGGGGAGCCCUUCUGUCCAGUGGAGUGUGUUUGCAGUGGAGAAAGCCUAGUUGUCCCAAACUUAGAUGGCCUCCUUGGCAGAAGGGGUGUAGGAGAGGGAGCAGAGGCCGAAGAGCCUGCUGUUUCAAAGGGAGGAGGCGUGUUGGGGCGCUGUGAUUUAGAGGAGUUCAAUGUGAAAACUCUGUACGACAAACUAGAGGAUCAGAACCUCCACAUAGCCUCACAACUGGCCCGACACCGCAAAGACACACAGGAGUUCUACAGAAACAUUUGCCAACAGACUGAAACGUUCAAGAAUGUCUUUGAGAAUAUGGAUCAUAAAAAACUGAGUCUUCUUAAAGAGCUGCUAGUCCAUAAUUCUAUGAGGGAUGAACCAUCAAAUGGCAGUGCGAGAGAGAGAGAUACACAAGCUGAGGCAUCUAUAGCAUUACUGGGAGCUGUUCUCAGGUCAGUGGAAGCUCUUUUAUGCAGGCUGACAGGAGAUGCUUGGCAGAACCAGGAUUUGCCUAGUCCCCCAUACUGCCAUACUGCUCCUCCUGAUGCCAGGGAAUGUGAGCCACAAGCUGGAUACACCCAAAUCGGUGACACCAACAUGUGUUACACACAGUUUUCAUCGAUGAAUAUGACCAAAGCAGAAGCUCUUCCCCAUGAGCCAAUCCAUCUACAGAGCACAGCCCCUUGUCUAAGUGAUUAUGACCUGUCCAAGUUGGUCAGCAUAUCUCCUUUAUUCAGGACCCUGCAAGAGAUCCAGCUGUCUUUGCAUAACCUCACCGCAGGUGAUCCUAGUCAACAGCUCAACAAUGUUCUAGGGCAUUCGGCCCAGGAGAACCAUGAUGUCCAACUUAUCCCAACUGCACUAGACAAACUCUCGCCUCAACACUCCGCCAUUUUCCUGUUUGGUUGCCAGGUGAUGCAGCUGCUUGCAAACUGCCCCUUGUUCCCCUCUGUGCUUCUGCUACUGGCCAAAUCUAUCCCUGUUUCAUCAUCUUCCUCUAAUGAAGGUCUGCUGGCACAUUGCUUAGGGGACUUUUAUUUUGAUGCGACCAAUCAAAUCCUUUAUCUGUCAGAGGCCAAGCUUCAGCACGUGGGACAUUUUAUCGCUACCAUUCUGCAGUCCAUGGCCCACAUAGCAUCAGGAUCCAAACCCCAGAGCUUUAUGCAAGCUCUCCAUGAGGCCAUUUCAGCUCUAAGCCUUCAACUGUUCAACUUUUCUUUCAAAUGGAUCACAGCAGAGUCAAAACUCGAUGCAUCAGACGGGCAACAGGGUGCGUUAGUUGAGGAAUUUCUCAACAUUAGAGUUCCCACUGAGGCGCAGUUCACUGAGCAUCUACUAGCCAGCAGGUUUGAGAAAUACAAAUACUUCAAGUUAGAGCAGCUCAUCUCGAACAUCAAACCGAGUUCAACUGAGGACACAGAGAAAGGGCUACCACCAAAAGGGACUCCGAUGCAGAUGUCCUGUAUAGAGGAAGAAAUAGACCGUAUGAAUGAGUCUUUCUUGCAGCUGAGUGUGCAGCUACAGAAGAGAGCUCACAUGAGCACGUGGCAAAAGGAGAGAGAGAACAGUGCUGGCAACCAUUCUGCGGGGGCAACUCCGACAAGCAUGCCAUGCCUGAGUCGCAAUGGAACAAUCCUGCUGGAACUGAAGAGACGCUAUGUAUCACAGCGCCUCAAUGAGCUCCAAAUCACGUUAGGCCAGAUCCGACAGUGCCAGCAGCAUGACGACAAGUCAAAAGACAGGACAAGAGGCCAUACACAAACAGACAGCAACACCACUCAGCGGGGGCACAGCGAGCAUUAUCCUGGCGUAGAUGGCUGCAGUCCCUCUGAGGGCCAGCGGCAGGACAGUAUUCCAGCCAGCCAGAGUCACGGCCAACAAACAGCAGAGAGCAGAGGUCUUGGUAGCUAUAAACCUGAGAGUCAUAUUUCUGACCAGCAGAGGAGUGAUACUGUCCAGACCCCCAACCUUGACACAUUACUUGACUGCCAGAUGCAAAAGAGCCAAGAUCUGCUGCAUCUCAGUGUCCCUCGAACAGAGGAACUAAAUAGUCAGAUUACAAUUGAAAAUACAACUGGACAUACCGAUAUUGAUGCCAUGUGGGGGGCUACUGAUCUGAAUAUGGAUAAAUGAAGAUGAGAAGUGUGUUGUUUUAUUUGCUUCUCUCACCAUUAUUUCUCAGUCACCUGCCUUUUUUAUGUGCUUUCUAUUUUUAAUCGCUGUUUGUUAUGUGUGAAUGCAUUGUCAGGAUUGCUACUCAAUUUCAUUGUACUCGGUGCAAUAACAAUAAAGGAAUGCAAUUGUAUUGUAUUAUAUUCUAUUCUAUUACAUCCUAAAAUAUAUUGUCUUGUUUGUUGAAUGACGUGAGUGACCUCCGUCUUAUUUUGCACCAGCUUUAAAACAAUACUCAGCUAUGUUCUUUUUAAUUAUCUGUGAUCGUGGACAGAAAUAAUUUCUGGCAACAAGCAGCAGUGUGACACAAUCUGUCAUCUUGUCCAAAUAGUUUCUCAGUCAGGAGUUAAUACCGGCUUCCAAGACAGGCUCUGUUCAUUACCACAUUCUAAUUGAGACAAUAAACUUCAGCUGGAUGAA
This is a messenger RNA of Thunnus maccoyii (southern bluefin tuna), 3515 nucleotides long. RefSeq lists its product as uncharacterized. The transcript is spliced from 19 exons. NCBI's taxonomy places the organism in Eukaryota, Metazoa, Chordata, Actinopteri, Scombriformes, Scombridae. The record is from RefSeq and is a predicted model, not a curated record. The coding region runs from base 186 to 3056 and encodes 956 amino acids.